AUGACUGUUGAUUCAUCUUUAAAUUACUCCUUUGGAACAAGAGCUAUUCAUGUUGGUGCAUCAGUAGAUGCAACUACAGGAGCUGUUAUUGAACCAAUUUCAUUAUCAACAACUUUUGGUCAAUCCGAGCCUUCAAAGCCAUUAGGAAUUUACGAAUAUUCAAGGUCGGCUAAUCCUAACAGAGACAAUUUCGAGCAAGCUGUGGCAUCCUUGGAAUCUGCAAAAUUUGCAGUUGCAUUAUCUUCGGGUUCAGCCACUACUGCCUUAAUUGUCCAGUCACUUGCUGUUGGAUCUCAUAUUAUUUCCGGUGGAGAUGUUUAUGGUGGUACACACAGAUACUUUACAAAAGUUGCCAACCAUCAUGGGGUUGAAGCCUCUUUUGUUGAAAAUUUGGAAACCGAUUUAGAAGCAACUUUGAGACCCAAUACAAGACUAGUAUGGGUUGAAACUCCAUCGAACCCUACUUUGAAAAUCACUGACAUUGCCAAAGUUAAGCAAAUCUUACUCAACCAUCAAUCCAAAACCGGCAAUAAGGUUAUAUUAGUUGUUGAUAAUACCUUUUUAUCGCCAUACAUUUCGAACCCAUUGAAAUUCGGCGCUGAUGUUGUUGUUCACUCAGUUACCAAAUAUAUAAACGGACACUCAGAUGUGGUAAUGGGUGUCUUGGCCACCUCCGACUCAGAAUUGCAUGACAGAUUUAGAUUUUUGCAAAAUGCUAUAGGAUCAAUUCCAUCGCCAUUCGACUCAUGGUUAGCUCACAGAGGUUUGAAAACUUUACAUUUAAGACUUCGUCAAGCUUCUUACUCGGCUCAGAAGAUUGCUGAAUUUUUACAAUCGAAAAUUGCCCACGAUGGAUCCGUUCUUCAUGUAAACUACCCAGGUUUAUUUACACACAAAAACUAUGAUGUUGUAUUGCGUCAGCACAGAGAUGGAUUAGGUGGUGGUAUGAUCUCCUUCCGUAUCAAAGGAGGCUCUAAAGCUGCAUCGGUUUUCACAUCUUCAACUAAAUUGUUUACAUUGGCUGAGUCGCUUGGUGGUAUUGAAUCUUUAAUUGAGGUGCCUGCAAUAAUGACUCAUGGCGGAAUACCAAAGGAAGAAAGGGAAGCCAACGGAGUCUUUGAUGAUUUGGUAAGAAUUUCUGUUGGUAUUGAAGACACUGACGACUUGAUUGAGGAUAUUCAACAAGCUUUAAAAAAGGCAAGCCAUUAA
This is a messenger RNA of Lodderomyces oxycetoniae, 1209 nucleotides long. It is a transcript of the gene CYS3, whose product is annotated as cystathionine gamma-lyase. The record is from RefSeq and is a predicted model, not a curated record. Gene Ontology annotation, biological process: transsulfuration. Bases 1 to 1209 code for a protein of 402 amino acids. Gene Ontology annotation, cellular component: cytoplasm. The transcript has a single exon. Lineage: Eukaryota; Fungi; Ascomycota; Pichiomycetes; Serinales; Debaryomycetaceae. Gene Ontology annotation, molecular function: pyridoxal phosphate binding; carbon-sulfur lyase activity.